Messenger RNA from Contarinia nasturtii (swede midge), 2726 nucleotides. Its product is annotated as homeobox protein 5-like. Gene Ontology annotation, molecular function: DNA binding; DNA-binding transcription factor activity, RNA polymerase II-specific. NCBI's taxonomy places the organism in Eukaryota, Metazoa, Arthropoda, Insecta, Diptera, Cecidomyiidae. The coding region runs from base 149 to 2053 and encodes 634 amino acids. The transcript has 8 exons. Gene Ontology annotation, biological process: regulation of transcription by RNA polymerase II. The record is from RefSeq and is a predicted model, not a curated record.
AAAGUGCAUUCCAGUGAUUGAUUCAUACUUUUAUGAAAUUUACAAAACAAAUUAAAACAAUUUGGUUUCGGUGCAGAAACUGUUUAUCAUUUUUGUUAGUUUCUCUGAAACAAUUUGGUGGAAUAAAAAUAAUAGAAAAUUUGAUAAGAUGUCAACUGCAUUUUUAGUGGAUAACAUUUUAAAUGAUAAAGAAGAUCGUUCGGAUUCAGUAAUUUCGGAUACGGAUUCAGAUGCGACGUCGGAUUUAAAAGAUUCGUUGUGCGGUUCACCCGAAUCAAAUGAAAAUAUCUCACCUUCGCAUCAUUAUUAUCAUCACCAUCAUCAUCAUCACCAUCUACAUCAGCAAGCAUCCGGUAACACGCAAAACCAACUCUCGGAAACAUUAUUGCGAACAUACAACACAAUGAUACGGAACAGUGAUUGUGCCACAUCUGAUGACCAUUCCGACGAUGCAAGCAAUCAUUUCAUCGAAAUGUGUUGUACAAAGUGCGGUCACUUUCAGCAAUUAAACAAAACACGUAGCAACAACGGUACAAAUGGCAGUGGUAGUGACGAUAUUAAUGCCGAUAUCGAUACCGAUUUCAAGUGUGAUAAAUGUGACAGCAAUGAAGGUGUUAUUAGUAGCCAAAAGGAAACCGCAACCACAAUUUUAAAGGACAAUGCCAAACCCAUAUUAAAAUUUAGUGUGUCAGCUAUUUUAGGUGAUAAAAAGGAAUGUGCCAGAGUUAGACACGAGUUUCUUCAACCGCAACAUAUUUGGCCUUAUAUUCAGCAAAAUUUCAUGCACCAUCAUUCACAAGUUCAUUACCAAGGAUUUCAUGUCACAAACAAUAAUCAUCAGCAAAAUAACCACAAUAAUUUACAUCAAGAACAGCAACCGCAGCAUAAUCAUCAUCAGCAUGUGCCAUCACCAAUUAGUAGUAACAAUGAAAUCGACAAUCUAUCGAACAGUAACAAUAAUAAUAGCAGUAGUCUUAACAAUAAUGCAAACGGAACAAAUGCCGACACAACGCCCAUUGGCUCUGACAUUCAGGAUGCUGAACAACAAAAUAGAUUAAGGGAAAAACAACAGUUACAACAGCAACAACAGCAAUUGAUUGCAAAACCAUUGGCGAGUCGACCAGCUCCACCAUUUUUGCACCAUACAUUAAGUCAUCCUCAUCUACAUUCUUUACUGGCCCAUUGCCGAAAUCCUUAUAUUGGAGCUGGCGCUGGACCUCAAGUAUUUCCUUUACCACCUGGCCAAGGUUUUCCAUGGGCGCAUUCGACACGCGGUAAACCACGACGGGGAAUGAUGAGAAGAGCUGUUUUCUCCGAUUCACAGAGAAAAGGGCUUGAAAAACGAUUUCAAAUGCAGAAGUACAUUAGCAAACCGGAUCGCAAAAAACUCGCCGAAAGACUUGGCCUUAAGGAUUCACAGGUGAAAAUUUGGUUUCAGAACCGUCGUAUGAAAUGGCGAAAUUCCAAAGAACGCGAACUUUUGGCAAGUGGCGGAAGUCGCGAUCAGACGCUACCCAAUAAGAAUAAUCCAAAUCCCGAUUUAUCCGAUGCACGUACGGACCGUCAACCAUCCAUUUCGCCAACAUCAGCAUCACCGAAUUCAACUCUUAUGGAUCAAUCGCAGUCAUCACAAAAUCUGGACCAUUUUACCAAUUCAAAUAUGACACCAACAAGUAAAUCCGGCUUGGAAUUGCAUAGUAAAUCGAAUGUAAUUCUAUCGAAUGGCUGUAAUGGCAAAGAUGGAAAACCAUUUAAGAUUGAAAAGGGCGCAUCGAUGAAUGAAUCAAAUCAUCCAUUUGUCGAUCAAUUCAUGCCGAAUGCCAAUCAAGCAAUUUUAUCACACUUGGGCGCAUCAUCAAAUGAAGAGAAUCGACGCGAAUCAACAGCACCACCACCACAACAACAACAAAUCUUUAAUCAUUUUUAUGAUAAAGUACGCGACAUCAAUAAUUCCGUUGCGUUCAGCAAUCGUUCGGAAAAUGUUGGCAACAUGUCCAAUUAUUACUAUGACGAAUUCGAUUCGAAUUCCGAUGAAGAGAUCAGCGUAACUUGAAAUGAUUACGUCAAAAAUCGAUUCAGGUGAAUGAAAAUUAGAUUUUCUUUUCGUUGCCAAUAACAUUUCAAACUCAUUUUUUUUAUUCACUUCAAUACCAACCAUGGGAAUUUAAUUUUUUUAAUGAGACAAUUCUUAAAGGAGAAAUCUAUAUAACCGUUUCACUUUUAAUGUUAAUUUGCAAAACUCAGUUGAAAAUGCCACUCAAAAUGACUCAAUCUAUGGAUUUUUUUUUCAAGCAUUUUUUGUUAAAUGUGUUUUUAUAUGAAACUAAAUGAAUCUUCUUUUUUCAAUUUUGGAAAUGCAUUUUGCAUAAAUGAUUUAUUCAGUUUUGUGUGGAAUUUAACGUCUUAUAAACAAGACAUAUUGCCGCCGGCUGAGAUUACAAACGAGAAAGAGAGAUAGAGGAAGCUACAGAACAUGUAAUUUGUAGAUCAAAAUCAGGUGGAAGCUGAAAAUUUGUAAAUGUAAAUAAAAAAAAACGGCAAAUAAUAUAAAUUUGUUCUGUAAGUGAUUUGCUAAGUGAAAUAAGAAUUGUCUUAAACCAUUCGUAAGCAUAUUUGUAAGCAAACAAUUAAUAUGUAUUUGAACUGAAUGAAAGAAAUUGGUUGAAAAAUGAAACAUUUUGGCAUCUACAACAAAAUGAAAUUAUCAGUGAUGGAUUUUUCCUAUC